Molecule: messenger RNA, 2692 nt
Organism: Dermatophagoides farinae (American house dust mite)
Lineage: Eukaryota; Metazoa; Arthropoda; Arachnida; Sarcoptiformes; Pyroglyphidae
Biological process (GO): signal transduction
Molecular function (GO): 3',5'-cyclic-nucleotide phosphodiesterase activity
Source: RefSeq, a predicted model, not a curated record
UAUCAUCCAUCAUCAUUAUCAUCAUCAUCAUCAUCAUCAUCAUCAUCAUCAUCAUCAUCAUCAUCACUGAGACACCAUCAGUGUAAAAAGUGUUCUGCUAUUAUGAUACCAUAUAGUACUUGUAUGCGUUUCAAUCAAACCCGACGACAUUCACUCGAAAAUGACAACAAUAAAUUCAGUCCUUGUGAAUGGACUUUGGUUCAACAUUUUGGACAUAAUACGCGAGUGGAAUCGACGAUCAUCAACGUCACUUCUCAGGAUGACCAAACAUUAUGUUUUACAUGGGCCAUAGAAUCUCAAAAUGCUGCUCAACAAAGUAUUCUGGUUGAUAAUAAUAAUGCAUUGCUUGCAUCAUCGAAAGAAAGAAGCCAAUCGGAUGAGCUCGAUCGUCGAAGUGUAUACCUAUUAUUGGCAUUACGAAGACGAAAAAGUCUUCAACAAAGUAUACAUCCUGAAACGAUACCAUUACUAGAUCCAUACUAUUAUGGUAUCACACAACGUUAUUUGAAAUAUUCUUAUCAAUGGAGUUUCAAUACAUUUUCAUUCGAUGUAUUGACUAGCGGUCAUUCACUAUCUAGUCUAUUGUUGUAUUUUUUCAAAGAAUAUCGUUUCAUCGAAAUAUUUAAUCUUGAUUUGAUUAAUGUUUUACGAUGUUUCAAUUAUCUUGAAAAGGGUUAUCAUGAUACGAAUCCUUAUCAUAAUUCGGUACAUGCAGCUGAUGUUACCCAAGCGAUGCAUUGUUUCCUGCAAGAGUCAAAACUUAAACAAUAUUUGACACCUAUGGAAGCAAUGUGUUCGUUAUUGGCAGCCGUAUCACAUGAUCUAGACCAUCCUGGUGUUAAUCAACAAUUAAUUGCAACAAAUAGCCAUCUGACAACUAUGCAUAAUAACCUGUCCGUCUUGGAAAGUCAUCAUUGGCGUUUUGCAUUGUCAUGUUUUUACGAAUCACAUAUAUUCGAUCAUUUUAAUGAAAAACAAUGGAAAGAGAUAAAAUUUUUAUUGAAAAAUCUAAUUUUAGCCACCGACAUUAGUCGACAAAGUGAAUUCAUUCAUCAAUUUAACAAUUAUAUUAAACUUGGCAACGCAUUUUCAAUGGAGAAAAAAGAGCAUAAAUAUUUCAUUUUACAAAUUGCUCUUAAAUGUGCUGAUCUUGGUAAUCCAUGCCGUCCAUGGAAAAUUAGUCAACGUUGGAGUGAACAGAUUUGUAAUGAAUUUUAUAGACAAGGCGAUUUUGAAAAAUUACUUGGACUGCCAGUCACUCCCAUGUGUGAUAGGAAUUCAACGACAAUCUCAAAAACUCAGACAGAUUUUUUCAAAAACAUUGUCAGGCCUUUGUUCGAGCUAUGGAAUGUAUUUCUUGAUUCAAAACUUACACGUCAAUUAAUCAAUAAUUUGAAUUUCAAUGAAUAUAUGUGGAAAAAUAUGGAGAAUGUAAAACAAUCAAGAAUCAAACAUAGUCAUUCAUUGAUUUCUUUUUCGGAUAAAUUUGAAAUUGAAUCCACUAUUCGUUGUAAAUCAUACAAUAAAUUAUCUCCACUCAAUCUUUCAUCGAUUACAUUAUUUGAAAAUACAUUGACUAAAUUAAAAGCUAGCCAAACAGUGGAAAAAUCUUCAAAGCCUGAAUGUAUCAAUGGUUGUGGAACACCUCCAUCAUCGAAAGAAAUAAUUAUGGCGACGACAAAUAGUGAAGAAAAAGUCAAAUUAAAUGAUGAUGUUGAUUUCGAUGAUGAAGAAGAUGAUUUUAUUUCGGAAUUCAAUUGUGGAGCAAUACUUUCUACACCGGCAUUGAUAUUGCCAAAUUUUUGCUAUGAAAAGCCCCAGAGCGGAUUCUAUCGACGUGGUUCGGCACCUGGUUGUAUUGACAUGAUUCGAAGAAAUGAAUUGAAUACGGCCAAAGGAACUGCCUUAUUGUUGCUUUGUAAUUCAUUGAAAGCCAAAAAUAAUAAUAAUAAUAAUAAUAAUAAUAUUGUCAAAAGACGUUCAUCAUUUCCUAAUGUCAAGAUACCAAAAGGAAAUAUACAUUUCAAAACUAGUCUACAACAGCAGCCAACAAAUAUUAGUAAUAUGACAGCGGCAAUGACAACCAGGUUUAAUACGGCUACAUGUAUUAACUAUGCCAAAGGCAAAAGCAAUAGAAACCGGAACAAUAGAGUGUUCCAUCAUCAACCGGAAUCAUGUUACUUUGGGCAGCAUCAUUCAUGUCGAUCAAGUUUAUUUGACAUAUCUGGCGGCAAUAAUCAUGGCCAAGCAACGGUAACAGCAGCCAACACUUGUCAUCAAUAUUUAUUGACUACUAAUAAACAACGUGGUGGUGGUAACCAGCGUCGACGAUCAGUUCCUCAAGACAUUUUUAUUCGUUCACUAAAUAACUAUACUGCCUAAUCGUUAAUAAUCCAUAAUAAUUCGCAAAGUGAACGAACAUUCAUGCAUAAUCACCAUCAUCAUGAUAAUCGGAUAUUGUUUAUGAAAUUUCCGAUGAAACUAGUCUUAAUAUCGUCUAAUUUAAUUUUACAUCAAAACAUCAUAAUAUUUACUUGAUUAUACAAAAGUUUUUUGUUUUGUUUUCUCUCUUGAUUCAAGCAAAGUUUACUUUUAAGAUUUUAAAAUCACUUAACUUUACCCAUUUUACCUAUUUUUUUUCUUAUACCACUUAAUCCCACGAUUAUAUAUAUAUAAAGAAUGUUUGAUUUUU